AUGGCCGCCAACUGGACUGGACCUUGCUGGGCGGACAAGACCCCAAGCAAAGAAAGACAGAUUCACACAUCUGCCCUUCUCGACAUCAUUCAAAGGCAUAUACCAUUCGCCUACAUCAUCGAUGUGCCAAAUUCAACAAGCGGACCCACAGACCUGCUCCGCCUCGGCAUCAGUCAAAAGGCGUUGAUACAGCGCUCUACGCCUCAAGCCUCCGACCUCCAGACGCAGAAACUCCAAUAG
Molecule: messenger RNA, 240 nt
Organism: Penicillium psychrosexuale
Lineage: Eukaryota; Fungi; Ascomycota; Eurotiomycetes; Eurotiales; Aspergillaceae
Exons: 2
Coding region: 1-240 (79 amino acids)
Source: RefSeq, a predicted model, not a curated record